Papilio polytes (common Mormon) is the source of this 1410-nucleotide messenger RNA. RefSeq lists its product as uncharacterized. Gene Ontology annotation, biological process: protein secretion; vesicle-mediated transport. Gene Ontology annotation, cellular component: Golgi membrane. The transcript is spliced from 6 exons. The record is from RefSeq and is a predicted model, not a curated record. NCBI's taxonomy places the organism in Eukaryota, Metazoa, Arthropoda, Insecta, Lepidoptera, Papilionidae. Bases 144 to 779 code for a protein of 211 amino acids.
UUGCUUUGCUGUCAAACUUGUGUCAAACUGUCAAGGGCUAUUAUUUACAAUCACAUAUGUGUAUGGAAAUAUGAUUCAUAUUUACUUGUAAAUUGAUGAGAAAAUAAGAAACGAUUUUAAAAGGGAUAACGAAAUCUUAAACAAUGAAUUCUGCUACACCAGGUGUGCCCCAGGUGCCGCUAUUGGACGACGAUACCAUCGCUUUUGGGGAAGAAGACAAUGCAAAUAAGCAGUUUGUUCAUCCCUACAUAGUGUUCUUCCACCUGAUAUUCAGAAGUUCGGCGAUAGCGGUGUACGUACUGUGCAGCUUGUUCACCGACUCCUUCAUUGCAAGCUUUGUUCUGGUGAUUCUACUCUUGUCUGCAGACUUUUGGACUGUCAAAAACAUUAGUGGUCGACUCUUGGUCGGGCUGAGAUGGUGGAACUAUGUGGAUGAUGAUGGCAAAUCUCAUUGGGUCUUUGAAUCACGACAGAACCGUGUGAAUCGCAACGAGAGCCGCUUGUUCUGGCUGGGGCUCAUCCUCUGCCCCAUGAUGUGGUCCGGCUUCUUCGUUAUCUGUCUCUUUGGACUUAAAUUUAAAUGGAUGCUGCUGGUGCUGAUAGCGCUGACGCUGACGGGGUCCAACCUGUACGGGUACGUGAAGUGCAACUUCGGCGCCAAGGAGAACCUGCAAACGGCCACCAAGGACUUCCUCAAGCAGCAGCUGCUGCGGAACGCCUCCUCCUUCAUGUUCCCCCCCGCCGCGCCCCCCACCACCGCCAACACCGGCGUCGUGUAGACACCGCACCAUACACUGCACCACUCAUAUGCUGUUUGUGUGAAAUGUAGUCCAAAUAGUGUUAUCUAAUAAUUAUUAUAUCUUUUAGGCAAUUUAAUCAAACAUUAAAACAAGGAAAUGUGUCUUUGUCGUUGCAUUUUGUCAAUAUAUUGUAAUUUAAGGUUUUUAACUUUUAUAUUUGAUAUAAUCACCAUAGCAUCAAUUGUACAAGUCAACUCAACAGGAACAUGCUAAAAACAAUCUUACAAUAGUUUCUUCCUAUUGUUUUUUGAUUCAAUGUUCUUAUAUAUUUAAAAAAAAUGUGAAUUUGUUAACUUCUUGUAACCAGUCGAUGGUAAAAGUUAAUUAGUUAAUGACUAAGGAACAUUUUGAAUAUAAAUUAAAUAGCCUGUUUGAUUCUCAAGAUUCUGCGUCGUAAAGGAACUCUUGCCGCUAACGAUUGAACAAAAUUCAAUUUAGUGUUAAAAGGAAGCAUUGAGCGAUAUUUAAAAAAAUACUUAACUUCCCAUCUACAUUUGUAUAUAUUCAUUGGUAUUUCUUAAAACUAUUAUAAACAUUCCUUAAUAUUUAUAAAGAUUUUAGUUUUAAAACUGCAAUGCAUUAUGUCAAAAUACAGAAUAAUCAUAGUCUC